GGAAAUGGAGCGCAUAGCGAGCUGGCGUCACUGGCACGCGAACGAAUCAGGAAGCGGCUAGAUUGUGUUCUGAGGUCGGUGUUAGCUAGCUUUUGGCUAACGCUAACAGAAUUGAGUAAUGAUGGUCAGUUAUCUAAAAUAAAUAAAACCAGAUGUGCAGCCGUUUAGUUAUUUGUCAUAGUAUAUCUCGAACUAUUAGCUACAUAUUUGCAGAACUGAGGAAUAAUAAACAAUCCCAAGGUGUUGCUUUGGCUUACAGGUAACGUUAGUACUUAAGACUUUCCAGGUCAUACAUGAGCUCUGAUAGCAGCUAGCUGUCUAACUAGACCAUCGCAGCCGACUUGCAGCAAGAAAAAAAAGAAAGCCAGGAAUUCAGCAAAAUGUCUAAAAUAGAGCGUUUGAAUGCCCGAGUGGCAAAGCUCUUAACAGUGGCUGUACAUGAGGUAUUGGAAGUGGUGAGAGAGACGGUAUCGGAGUACCAGGAGAAAACUGCUCGAACACAAAGAGAGAACGAGAGUCUCAGGCGGAGGCUACAGGAACUGCAAGACAAGGCGACAAGAAAGAAUACAGAAAAUGAACAAUCUGCUGCCCCCUCUUUCCCUGAAGAAAGAGCUUUGAUUGAACAGGAGUGGAACCCUAACCUGAGGCAGGACAAUGAGCUCAUACUCACUGAAAAGAAACAGGAGAUCACAGAGGAACACAGAAUCAGACAGAGAGAAGAGGAGGGAAGUGGACUGGAGUCGGAUCACAUGGCAGAGUCAGAGAUUGAUUGUGAUGUACUGGUGUCAGUGCAUGGUACACUGGGACCUGAGGAUGUUUCUCCAAAGACUGAUGCCAUUCUGUCGGGGUACGCCUCUCAUCCUGUGAUAAGUAACACUGAUUUGGACUCUGUUCAUGCCGUCAGUAUUUCAGCCUCAUUGUCUCCAAACACUUCCAGCUUUGGCAUUUUACCUACUUCUGAUGACAUAAAAACAGAGCCGGAUUCGUUAGAAUACACUACUUCUCAGCACUCUUCUCAAAAUCAUUUUUAUGAAUGUGCAGACACAAGGAGUAACUUGGCACCAACUGACGCCAUCCCAGACCUUGAACAAGUUGAUACAGAUUCCUAUGGAGUUGCGUACUUUCAUUCCAACCAUAACACGUUUGUGGAUAGAUUUGCUUUAGCAAAAACUAGAUCAGUGGUAGAUAAUAGAAAACAUAAGCAAUAUUACAGGAAGGAGGAACAACAUCGCUGCGUUUUGUGCGGUAAGACAUUCAGUCGGGUGGGAAAUCUGCGUAUACAUCAGCGAUGUCACACAGGAGAAAAGCCUUACUGUUGCAUGCAAUGUGGGAGACGGUUCAGUCAUGCAGGCAAUCUGAAAAAGCACAAGAGAGUUCACACAGGAGAGCGGCCUUACUGCUGCCAUCAGUGUGGUAAGACCUUUAGUCAGUCAAGCCACCUCAAAAAGCACCAGAAAAUUCACAUCGUCAGACAUCUUAGUGUUGCAUGAAGAGUACACAUGAACUUUGGAAUUCAAGAAGACUGUGUGGCUGUGAUUUCAAAAGUUGCAAAUAUGAGAAGAGUGUCUUUCAACCAGGAAGGUUUUUUUUCAGUUGUAAGAAAUACUAAAUCAUUUUUUUUUCUGCACAUAGCUGUAUAAUAACUUAAAUACAGUAAGAAUCAAGAUAGAAAACUGCAAAUUCAUUCAUUAUUUUUCUAUGGUGGUAAUUACACAGUUAAAAUUUUGAGUGGAAAAGCUAUAUCAGAAAAUAUGACUAAAAGCUCAUACAUCUGUUCAAUGUAGCAUUCUGAAGGCAUAGUUCAAUUUUUGUCAGACAUUGUGUAGAAGAAGAAACUUUUUUCCUCAUGUUGAUAUAUUUGCAAGUGUAUUGUAGCAGUUAGGAACUAUGACUUCUUAGAGGUUACAUGUUCAAAUUGCAAGUAGGGUACUGUCAUUGUAAUCUUGAUCAUGGUAAUGAAGUAAAAUAUCCAACUGCUUAAUUCAACAAAUAUGGGGAAUAUGUAAUGCUUGUUUGUCACUCUGGAUAAUGGCAUCUGCAGAGGAAAUAAAUAUUUUUGGGUACAUGUAAUUUCCUUCCACAUGCUGCAUUCUGUAUUAAUUGAUUUGAAGUUACCUAUAUGUACAUCUGAAGGCACAUCAGAUACAUUCCUUUUAAUUUAAAUUAAUCAGCAUAUUUAACGGUACACAUGUAGUACCCCGAAAUUGAUCCACAAACCUUUAGGGGUUACAAGGACUGCUCUUUAAUCACUAUGCCACACUGCCUGAAUCAUUUAUUAUAUAAACGUUUAUUUGCAGGUUUUUUAAAUGACUGGACUGCACAUUUUUUGACUUUUUGACUUUAUUCUUAUGUAUUUUGUUGUCUUUCCAGUAAAAUAGAUGUUUCAUCAAAAAUAUCUUCAAAGACAUUUUCAUUCAUUUUUUCAUCAUGGUCAUUGAAAAAUAUUUUCUAAAACAUCUGAAUGGAAAAAACACUGAGGAUUUUAGAUUUUUUUUUUUUUUACAUUUCUUGGAUAUGAAAGCAUUUUGUAUUUUCUUUUCCUAAGUUAAAUAGAUUAUUAAUCAUAAAUGUUAAUUCUUGUAUUUCACCAUGGUUGUUGAAAAAAGAAGAGGUCUAGUCCCCCUGAAUGGAAAGAGCACAAAUGUAGGGUUUUACAGUUGUUGUUUUUUUUUGUUUUUUUGUUAUGUUUUAAAAAGAAAACUUUUGGGAUAUUACUUAGUCCCUAUAUUUCUUAUAUAUUUUCCUGUCUGCCCUGUGAAAUACAUUUUUAUUAAUAAAUAUCUUCAAACACA
Anguilla anguilla (European eel) is the source of this 2792-nucleotide messenger RNA. Its product is annotated as zinc finger protein with KRAB and SCAN domains 4-like. Lineage: Eukaryota; Metazoa; Chordata; Actinopteri; Anguilliformes; Anguillidae. Gene Ontology annotation, biological process: regulation of transcription by RNA polymerase II. The coding region runs from base 381 to 1490 and encodes 369 amino acids. The transcript has 3 exons. The record is from RefSeq and is a predicted model, not a curated record. Gene Ontology annotation, molecular function: DNA-binding transcription factor activity, RNA polymerase II-specific; RNA polymerase II cis-regulatory region sequence-specific DNA binding.